UACUGGUGCCAUUGUUGGUAUGUUCUGGUUGGUUGGUAAGAAGAGAUAGGUAUGGGUUGUAGCCAAAACGGAUUAUAUGCUCGAGAAAGAAAGGAAGAAAGAAAAUCACGGAGCGAUGAGCUGUGCAAUUAACAAACCGAUGUGUCUUGUUGACUGAGUUGCACAUCCCCUCAUCGGCAACGAUCGACGUCACCUUCCCCUCCAACCAAUCCGGCACGUCCGCGUUGGAAGCCAAGUCCACCUGCCACAUUCGCGAUGCCUACUCCGCGAUGCAUACUCCGUCGCGUGAAGCUUCCUGGCGGAAAAACAGACACCAUCUUGCUCAUGCAAAAGCAAGUCAACUGCCGGUCAUGCUCGGAAGCUCGCAGCAGAAGUAUCAAGACAUGCUGUCCAGGAUCCGAGGGCUGGCGAAGAAGUCACAAGAUACUGUCGUGUUUCCAUGCGAUCUCGCGACAAGCGCUUCCCAGUGGGGCAACACAACUUCGCGUCAAUUUAACUUGUGGCCUGACGAUCGCAUCUGCUGUCCUGACAGUCCUGCUGCAGCGCGGUGAAUGGGCUAAAGCCACUGUAGCAAAUUCUUGUUUAUUCCUACAAGACUCUGGUUUCCAGAAGUUUCGCAAGCACCGUCCGAGCAUCCUCAAUCCUGGAUCUUACCGGCGCAUACCUUGUGCUAGACCACGAAGGUCUGUGUCCUUGAGAAAAUGUUUUCUGCUGUCCGACAGCAAAGAAUGGUUUGGUUGGAAUACUGCAUACACCGGGAAAAUCAAAAGCUACUUUGUCACUACAGAACGUGGCUUUCUUACACAAGCACAACAUUACUCAACAGCAACGAGCCUUGUAGGCAAAGCUGUCAAAACAUACGAUAUUCUGUAUACUGUUGAUGGGCCACUAACUCUUUGCACCUGAAGGAGAUGAAGUUUAAGAGCAGCCCCGAUGACUGCUGGAACCUUUUCUACCACGGAGCACUAUUCACGCUUAGGUUUUCUCCCUGUAAGAAUUUCUUUACUCCAUCCGAUACUAACAAUUAGGGUAUUCUGAAAUCCUGCUCGCUGCCUGCCUGAAACGAGCAAUAUCAUCACGGAAGCCUUAUUGUCGAUU
Aureobasidium subglaciale EXF-2481 is the source of this 1098-nucleotide messenger RNA. RefSeq lists its product as uncharacterized. Lineage: Eukaryota; Fungi; Ascomycota; Dothideomycetes; Dothideales; Saccotheciaceae. The record is from RefSeq and is a predicted model, not a curated record. The transcript has 2 exons. The coding region runs from base 256 to 906 and encodes 216 amino acids.